Molecule: messenger RNA, 10088 nt
Organism: Solea senegalensis (Senegalese sole)
Lineage: Eukaryota; Metazoa; Chordata; Actinopteri; Pleuronectiformes; Soleidae
Product: protein unc-13 homolog B-like
Exons: 34
Coding region: 568-6987 (2139 amino acids)
Biological process (GO): neuromuscular junction development; synaptic vesicle priming; synaptic transmission, glutamatergic
Cellular component (GO): presynaptic active zone cytoplasmic component; plasma membrane; presynaptic membrane
Molecular function (GO): calmodulin binding; syntaxin-1 binding; diacylglycerol binding
Source: RefSeq, a predicted model, not a curated record
UGCACAGACAGAGACAGGAGGUGAAUUAGUUUGCUGCAAGGCGACUCAGUGAACGCUGUGAUCAAGACGGAGAGGAGUACAGGAAAUAAAGGGAAAGUGACAGAGAGUGACACGCCCAUCACCAUAAACGCAAAGGAGAACCAUGCAAAUAUUUUUCCUUUUUUCCAUUCAUGUUUGACCCACAAAUUUUCCUGUUGAAUUAUUCUGGAUCUGAGUGGAUCACACGACUACAAGAGAGGUUGAUUACUUCUCCCAGCUCGUUACUACGUCUUGUAUCGUACAUGUCUUUAAAAAUGAUGUAAAGUGCUACAAUCAGUCUGUUUACAUUCACAGGGGAUUUUAGACACUCUGUUUAUGUGGAUGCUUGGAUUGUCAAACUUUGCGCUCAUUUUUCUUUCACCACCUCGGCUCAUCAUCUAUUUGGGAGAGUCAUGGACUUCUUACGUUGAAUCAUUGGAAUAAAUAAGGUUCCAACUGGUUUGUUUAAAUGAGACCGGGAGCAUUUUGAUGGCAACUCCCACCAACCAUGUGGGCAGCUAGAUAAGGACAGACUGCUUUCUUGAGAGUAUGUUCUCCCGGAAUCGCUUCAACGGACAACAUGGAGCAGGUGUUUCUCCAAAAGGAGGCACAAAAGCAAAAGUCAGUCCUCCCAGAAAGAGGUCUUCAAACCCAAGGGUAGCACUAGUGAUAAGAGGUAAAAUACACCGUCUAUUGCAAGGGUCUGCAGACCAUCAUGUCCCUGAGUCCCACCACUGUUAUGCAGGUAUUGAGGAUGAGGAGGAGGAGGAGGCAAAAAUAGAGGAGGACAGAAAGGACCACAGACGGAUAUAUGAAAAAGUCAGUCCUAGAGUUGGAGCCUACUCUCCAAAAGUAUCAAAUGGUAAAGAACAUAGAGUGGCAUCAGCACCACCAUGUGUUGGAGAGGUGGAGCUGAAUAGAGAAGGAUGUAUAAGAAUACCCUGCACUUUGCAGCAUAAAAGUCGCAGAGCCCCAGGAAACAGGAAACGGAUCUCAUUUGAGGGUGAAAUUCCAGCAAGUCCUGAGCAGAUGAGACGACCCUUGCACUACAGUCGAAGUGGCCCAGAUAUGAAUGGUACAAGAUUUGCAGAAGCAGCCGGUAGUGAUUAUGCUUCACCACAAAUUCGACCAAAGAGACCAUAUUCUACUGGUGACUGUGUGGACUACAAUUUCAACAGAGCUCUCCCAGGUACACUUCUAGAAGAGGAUGAAGACAAAGAAGAGGGGUCAAGUGCCAUCAUUGACCACAUUUUAAAAGAGUUGAGGGGGAUCAAUAAGAUCCAGGAGGAAAUCUCUGACCUCAGGGAUUACUUAACCUCAGUUCGAGGAUCAGUUGAGGAAGUAUCAUCCUGUGUAGAUGCUGUAUUGUUGGAAAUAGAGGGUAUUCGUUCCAACAAGGCUGGCUCAGGGGUACAUGCAGAUACCUGGUCAGGGGCAGGGUGCAAAGAUGGAUCAUCCUCUCCUAGAAGACCUGUUAGUGCCUAUGGCAGUUUAGGGAGUGCAAUACCAAAGUCUGAUGCUAGUUUUUGCCCCCAAGUCUGCAAGGAGCGCCAUAGCAUCCAUGGAGAAUUACUGCUACCAAGGGCUGAAGAAUCUGCUGUUUCUCCAAUUGCUGAAUCAGUGGAUAAUCAGGAACUGGAUGAACCCGAGGAUACUUCUGAGCACAGCUCAGAUAUCCCAGUAAGUACUUUGGCAGCAAACCUCAGUUUUGGCUACCUUGAAAGACGGGACGGCAAUGACUGUCAAAGCACCAGCUCCUUGUCUUCAGGUCAUAGUUCAAAGUCUGAGUCAGAUUUAGAUAGACCAUUACCGAGUAAUGAGAGAAAACAGCAAAAAAGACCUGUUGAAAGGGAGGAACAUUGGACAAAAAGUGGACCGCCGCACAGUGCCACAGAGGAAUCUGUCUGGCAUAGGGAAGCUUAUCUCAGGGAUAGACAUCUUGGAGGUCAUGAACAUCAGAACCCUCCCUGUUGUGAAGGAGCUGGUAGCUGGGAUCAGUACAGUCGAUUGAGAGGAUAUGGGAAAUCAGGGAAAAGCUCAACAGGAAGCUCAGAACACCCCUCUGUUCGCUCGAGUAAACAUUACAACUCACCCGCCAGCACUUCCAGCAGGGAAGAGUGGCAGCCGCGGCGACGAAGGUCUCAAACCCAGUCUGGGAUUCAUGUUCCUACAGACACCAACCUUAAAAAACACAUUUCAGGAUAUGAGUGUGCUGCUGAUUUUUCCUACCCCCAAAGUUCUGGUUACCAUUCAGUUGAUGGACAUGAUGGAGAAGCAGAUGGUUUUAACUAUAAGCAAUCAAAUAAUCUAAGCUUCACAACAGAAUGUCAAGAUGAUCAGGAGAUGUAUUUAGCUUUUGAGGAGUCUUCAGGAGUCACAUGGGCUGAUUCAUACGUAUGUACCACUGUAGAUGGUGUGAAUGUGCCAUUCAUUCAAGAGUCUGAAACUGAAAACUGGCUCCCUCCCCCUGGCAGUACAGAUUUACAAGCUGGUGGUCUCACUGCCAAGCGCAUAGGCCGAGCUGUACUUGAUUUUAGUUCUGCCUUGCGGGGUGCCCUCCGGAAAAUUGAUGUACCUGGAGCUCAGAAUCUUGAGGAUGAAACAGACUUUGAAUUAUCAAUGCCCUCUGAACUACCUGCAGCUUGGUUGCCCACAAAGCCUUCUACCUAUGAGUUUGAUCAAAUACCUAAUGAGCAAACAUCCGGCAAACCCCAAAAAGGUCAUGUGGUUGAUAUUAGUCAUGCUGCUGGGGGAUUGAGCAGAAACAAUACUCUAGACAAAACAGAUAAUUUCUCCAUGGCUCUCGUUUUUGAAGAAGCCCCCAAUGGCCUUAACUUAGAGUCUAUGGAUACCUCCAAACACCCUCCCCAAUGCUUCGAAGAAACAGUCUGUAUUGACCCAUAUUCCGCUAGUGCUGCAGCAAUGGCUCCACCGGAUGGUCUUGCAGAACAACUUGCAGAAGGUCCUGCUGAAGGUCGAGCAGAUGGUCCUGCAGAUCUGAGUGGAAAAGCCCAGAUUUCACAAUGUACCACUGCAGAUUCACUCUCAUACUCCCUCUCAGAUGAUAUACCUAGAGCACCAGAAGAACAGGGAGAAAUUAAGGUGCCCACAGCAAAGCAGGUAGCUGUGGCCUCAGAGGAAAAAGUAGAUGAAGAUUCCGUAGAGCCGCCUGUGGAGUUAAGUCAAAUAGAUGAACGCAGGCUUAAGUGCCUGAGGAGCUUCCAGCAAAUUCUGAGGGAGAAGAGGGAAACCAGGCGCAACCUGACCAGUAUGACCAUGUCCACCUUCUCUCAGGAAUACUUUGGAACAGAUGGAAGCCAAGAAGGAGAUCAGGUCAGAGAUCAAGAUGGUGACCUCAGCAAGCACCCAUGGGCCAAGCCAGGGGGAAAUACACCAUUUGGCAUUGACAGUAUGCCAGACCUCCGCAAGAGGAGGCCCAUUCCCCUUGUCAGUGAACUGGCUAUGUCUAUGAUACAGUCCAGGAAAGCUGGACUCGCCCACACACUGGCCACACGGACCUCGCUGAAAGAUGAAGAGCUUAAAAACCAUGUGUACAAAAAGUCCCUUCAGGCUCUGAUCUACCCCAUCUCCUGCACCACACCCCACAACUUUGAGGUCUGGACGGCCACCACACCAACCUACUGCUAUGAGUGUGAGGGUUUGCUGUGGGGAAUUGCUCGGCAGGGCAUGCGCUGUGCUGAGUGCGGGGUCAAAGUGCACGAGAAAUGCCAAGAGCUGCUGAAUGCUGACUGCCUCCAGAGAGCAGCUGAGAAGAGCUCCAAGACAGGUGCUGAAGACCGAACGCAGCACAUCAUCAUGGCCAUGAAGGACAGGAUGAAGAUCCGUGAGAGGAACAAGCCGGAGAUCUUCGAGGAGAUCCGGAAGGUGUUUGACAUCUCCAAGAUGAUCCACGCCCAGCACAUGAAGUUCAUCAAGCAGAACGUCCUGGAUGGCACCUCCAAGUGGUCAGCCAAGAUCACCAUCAAUGUCGUCAGUGCACAGGGUCUUCAGGCCAAGGACAGGACAGGCUCCAGUGACCCAUAUGUCACCAUCCAAGUUGGCAAAACCAAGAAGAGAACAAAGACCAUCUAUGGCAACCUCAACCCAGUUUGGGAGGAGAAGUUUAGCUUCGAGUGCCACAACUCAUCAGACCGCAUCAAGCUGCGCGUUUGGGACGAGGACGAUGACAUCAAGUCACGAGUGAAGCAGCGGCUGAAGAGGGAGUCUGACGACUUCUUGGGUCAGAGCAUCAUCGAGGUCCGAACGCUGAGCGGAGAGAUGGACGUCUGGUACAACCUGGAGAAGAGAACAGACAAGUCUGCAGUGUCUGGGGCAAUUCGUCUUCAGAUCAGUGUGGAAAUCGAGGGAGAGGAAAAAGUGGCACCAUACCAUGUUCAGUACACAUGCCUUCAUGAGAAUAUGUUCCACUACUUCACGGAUGUAGAAGGAGGCGGUGCGGUGAAGAUCCCAGGGGCUCAGGGAGACGACGCGUGGAAGGUUUACUUUGACGAAGUGCAGCAGGAAAUCGUGGAUGAAUUUGCCAUGCGCUACGGCAUCGAGUCCAUAUACCAGGCCAUGACCCAUUUCUCCUGCCUGUCCUCCAAGUACAUGCUGUCAGGGGUUCCAGCAGUGAUGAGUACCCUGCUGGCUAACAUCAAUGCCUUCUAUGCCCACCCCACUGCCUCCACCAAUGUCUCUGCUCCAGCCAGAUUUGCCGCCUCCAACUUUGGGAGAGAUCGUUUUGUGAAGCUUCUGGAUCAACUUCAUAACUCCCUGCGUAUAGACCUCUCCAUGUACAGAAAUAAUUUCCCAGCCAGCAGCAAGGAUCGCCUCCAUGACCUGAAGUCAACAGUGGAUCUUCUCACAAGCAUCACCUUCUUCAGAAUGAAGGUCUUGGAGCUGCAGAGUCCUCCCAGGGCAGCGAAUGUGGUGCGAGAUUGCGUGAAAGCUUGCCUGAACUCCACCUACGAGUAUAUCUUCAACAACUGUCUGGAGCUCUUCAGCCGUCAGUUCCAGACUGAAGAGGAGAAGAAAGAGGAGAGCCAGCCAGAAGAGCAGGGACCAAGUAUUCAGAAUCUGGAGUUCUGGCCCAAACUCAUCACACUCAUCGUCUCCAUCAUUGAAGAGGACAAAAACGCAUACACGGCCAUCAUUAACCAGUUUCCUCAGGAACUCAAUGUUGGUAAAGUCAGCGCUGAGGUCAUGUGGAUGCUGUUCGCUCAGGACAUGAAGUACGCUCUGGAGGAACAUGAGAAACAUAAGCUCUGCAAGACUGCGGACUACAUGAAUCUGCACUUCAAGGUCAAGUGGCUUUACAACGAGUAUGUGAAGGACCUGCCUGCCUUCACAGACACUGUGCCUGAGUACCCAGCGUGGUUCCUCCAGUUUGUCCUGGCCUGGCUGGGUGAGAACGAGGACGUGUCGAUGGAGUUCAUGCAUGGAGCACUGGAGCGAGACAAGAGAGAAGGGUUCCAGCAGACAUCUGAGCACGCUCUCUUCUCCAGCUCGGUGGUGGACAUCUUCACGCAGCUCAACCAGAGCUUUGAGAUCAUCAAGAAACUAGACUGUCCUGACCCCACAGUGGUGGCCCAGUAUAACAGACGCUUUGCCAAGACGAUCACCAAAGUGCUGCUGCAGUACUGUGCCCUGCUGUCCAAGAGCUUCCCCUCCUACUGCGAGAAGGAGAAGAUACCGUGCGUGCUGAUGAACAACAUCCAGCAGAUGAGGGUUCUUUUGGAGAAGAUGUUUGAGUCAAUGGGAGCAAAACAGAUGGAUACAGAGGCAGCUAACAUCCUCAAUGAGCUACAAGUAAAGCUGAACACUGUCCUGGACAACUUCAGCACCAUUUUCGCCAAGAGUUUCCAGGCUCAUAUCAUUGGCUGCAUGCGUCAGGUGGCUGAGAUCCUCUACCAAAUCAAAGGUCCUCCCAAGCAUGACUCUGCAGAAGCAGAUGCUGACGUCAUGCUGAGACCUCUCAUGGAGUUCUUGGAUGGAAACCUCAGUAUCUUUGCUGACAUCUGUGAGAAGACGGUGUUGAAGAGGAUCCUGAAAGAUCUGUGGAAAAUUGUUCUCAGCAGCCUCGAGAAAACCAUCAUCCUGCCCCAAAGUAACGACAGCCUGGGAGCCCAACUCCUCACCGCAGCUAAAGGACUUUCCAAUCUCAAGGGAGGAGGUGAAGCCAAAACCUUGACACCCAAACAGUGCAUAAUUAUCGACGCCGGGCUCGAGACCAUCAAGCAAUAUUUCCACGCAGGAGGAAACGGGCUGAAGAAGGCAUUUGUCGAGAAAAGUCCUGAGCUGGCAUCACUGCGUUACGCUCUCUCACUCUACUCCCAGAGCACAGACGCUCUCAUCAAGACCUUUGUCACCACACAACGCUCCCAAGUGCAUAACGGAAUGGGCAUCAGAAUCACUGGCAAUGAAAAGAUUCGACCUGAUCGGGGUUCAGGGGUUGAGAAGCCAAUUGGAGAGGGAGUCCUACAGAUCGACAUGAUGUCUGGGAAAGAACGCAAGGUCAACAUCAGAGUCAUUGCAGUGAACGACAUUAAGUGGCAGACGUCAGGUAUGUUCCGGCCUUUUGUUGAAGUCUCCAUGGUCGGGCCCUUCCUGUCUGACAAGAAGCGCAAGUUCACCACAAAAUCGAAGAACAACAGCUGGACGGCAAAGUUCAACGAGUCUUUCCAGUUCAUCCUAGGUAAGGAAUCCACUGACUGUUAUGAACUCCAGGUGACCGUGAAGGACUACUGCUUUGGCCGGGCGGACCGGGUUGUCGGCAUGGCUGUGAUCCAGCUGCGUGAUGUCGCUGACCGCAAGACCUGCGUGUGCUGGUGUCCACUAGGACAGCGCAUUUACACCGACGAGACAGGCAUGACAGUGAUGCGUAUCCUGUCCCAGAGACCCACUGAUGAGGUGGCUAAGGAGUUUGUCAAGCUCAAAUCUGAAAUUCGUCCAGUGGAGGAGGGAAGAUGAGGACAGGCACUGACUCAGGAUCAGAAUUGAUUAGUAGAAAUAUGGAAAACUGACAUGGAUCAAGUUUUCAAUUUGGAGUUAUGGCUAAUAUUCAUUUACAACUUUGUUAAUGAGAAGCGUCAUCUUCAUCAAACAAUAUGGAGGAGGAACAUGCAGUUGAUAUACAGUAGACAGAGAUUAUCUCUCAAUAUUGUUCAGAGAAGGAUGUACAAUGGAAAUAUGCACUAAAAGAAUAGGUAUAAGGAACAUGUGGGUUUAAAUCAUCAACUCCGAAACAUCUUUCUUUUGGUUUAUCUGAGAGAAACUGAAAAUAACCAGUUAAAGCUGGAUAAAUCUUAACAAAUCCGUGACCUGUUGAACAUCAUGGAUUUGCAUCUUAGUGGAACAGUAUGAAGAUAAUUAUGUGGCAUUAGUUCCCUCUGAAUGAGUAACUAUCUUAUGAGAUGGGAGUGAGUUGGACGAGAUAAUCCCAGAUUCUUUUAGCAUGUGAGCCUUUGAGUUUCAUGAGUCUUUGGAUACAAGUCAUCAAACUAAUGUCACAAAAAAGCAUAAACAAAAAGUAUACUUGGUAUGUAUGAGUUGUUGCGAAGAGCUAUAUCUUGUAACAAACUUAACGCUGCUGUCAGCAGUGUCAUCCCUCCUCCCUACGUCACCUCAUGAAUGUGCUUUUUUAUUGUUUUUAUUAUUUUAUUGACCAGCAAACAACCUACCCUCACAAGCAGAGAUGACCAUCACUGGUGGCUCCUGAAUGGAUAAAGUUACGUGGGAUACUUGAUCAUUUUUUCCAAUAUUGAAUUGUAGAAUUGGAGGCAACAUCUCUUUGACUUGAAGGAACACAAACAAACAAAUAAAAUAUUACUGUGAUAUUCAAACUAGCGCAACAUGCACUAGUUUGCCAAACCAUCAUUUGAUCGAAGGAUACUGACACCUCUAGCACCAAAUGCAUUGGGACCAUUGUUCUCAAACUGUGGUAAGUGUACCACCAGUGGUACCUGAGCUUCCUCUGAUGGUACCAGGGUAUGUGAUCAGAGUGGAGCUGAGGUAUUGACUGGAGUGCGUAGAAAAUCAAACAAAUAACAAAACAUAUUUAGAAAUGAAUUAAUAAUAAUUAGAGCCAUCUUAUCUUUUGAUCCAUCUUAAUCUAAUUUGACUAUACCAGUGUGCUAAUUAUGUGAAGAAGAGGAGGAUGAUGAGAGACCAAAUGAUGAAGUUCCUCUGCUCACCCCUCCCUUACCUGUGGCCCGGGAACUACGGUGGCCUUCGCAUAUCAGAAGGAUGUCGUUUGUCUUUGUUUGAGUAACUAGCUAUGAAAUGAUGAUGAUUUUUAUUUUAACAGGAUUAUACUCCAAGACAAAUUUGAUUUCUGCCAAUAAACCCUCCUAAAUGUUACACACUUACACACGUACUGCAAAGUACACAAGUACAGUAAAACAGAUUAUGAUGCACUGAGCCAGGAAGAUGAAGCAUGUUUGGAUAAUGUGUGUCACCAUUAAAUGCUGAUAACCUUUUUUCUCAAAAUGAAUAUACACAGUGAAUAUCUGUGUCUUGUUUAUAAAAAAUUUAGAAAAGGAAGAAAACAUGACGUACUGCAUGGAAUGUGUUGUUCGAUGAAUUACAUAGCCUUAAAAAGGCUAGCUAGGUAAUAUAGCUAAGUCAUUGUACUUAAAGAAUUAUAGUGAAUUCCCCUUUGCCUCAGGAAGUCAGAACUUGGAAUGACAUCAUACCCAUGUUUAGUUAAUCCAGUUUCCACUGAAACCUGACUGGCAUGUACAAGGUUCGCUAACUGGCAAGCUAACUUAGUCUUUUGAUUAACACAAUACAUACUGUUAAAAACAACACUGCAGCAUCAUGUACAAAGACUCCAGUGAGAGUAAGCUAAUGUACAUGAUUUAUAAUUGGACACAAAAAAACACAAAAUACAGCUAAAAAUGACAACUUUUCACUGAUGUUGAGAACAGCCAUUUUAAAUUGUGAAUUUGGGGCAUGAGUAACUUCUUACUGGGAGAUUGAAACCUCUGAGAACAACUGGAACACACUAUUGAGGCUUGAAAUCUUCUUUCAUGUGUUUGUUUCAACAAUGAUUGUGUCCAAAUAACUUAGCCCCUAAAUGUGAAUUGAUUUUUCAAGUAAAAAAGGCUGUGGGAUUGUUGUUUUUUUUCAAAAGCAAAGGAUUGUGGGUAUAGUAGUUUAAAGUGUAUGACGGACCACUGGACUGUGGUGUGUUGAUUGAAAUGCAGCUUCUCCACACUGUGAGAAGUCAUAGGUUUUAAAUUUAGCUCAUGUUUUUGCCAAGUGUUUAACUGUGACUGUGAGGACAGUGAACCUGUUCUGAAUGCAAACAACCAAAAGCUGGAAACCUGGUUUUCAGGGUUAAAUAGUGCAAACACUCUCAUGGAGGACUUAAUGUGGAUACUUUACAGUUUUUUUAAAAAGAAAAAAUUAUGAAAAGUGAUUGAGAUAUCACAGCCUUGCAAUGCAUGCAUCACAUGUUUUUCAGCAGGCACACUAUGAACACUACACAGGCAGAUUUGACCUAAGUGUAACCGGGUUGAUCCACACUGUUUACAACGUGCCAAGAAACGUAAUUGUUCAGCAAGCCGUGUUUGAAUAGCUCUCUUAAUGAUUUCUGUCUUGUUUGCAGAUACAGAUGCGACCACUGUAGAUUAUAUAACUUUCUGCUGCACUUAAGGUUAAAAAUUUAAAAGAAAUUAAUUUGGUGAUCUUUGGUUUAGAUCAGAUAGUAUGGGCAGUAACGUAGAGUAUUUGGUUGUGUCAUAUUAUAAUGAAUAAAUGUUUGUCCACAAGUGCAUGAAAGGAGACAUUUGACAGUGGCCAUAGCUGUAGUGACAACUGAGCUCUUGCACUUUGUGUAAAAACUGUAAGUCUGUAAAAAAAGAAAAAAACAAACUCAGAAGCCUAUGAACAGAGCAUGUAUUUAUUGUAUACAAUCAACUUCAGCUAGAAUUGUGUUCUUUUUCAUGUAUGUACUGUGAAAUAUGAAGAUUGAUCAAAUGUAUGUAAAGUACUCAAUAUUCUAAUGUGACAUAUGUUGAAUAUACUUGUAACAAUAUUUUGUAUAUAAAAUAUUUAUGAAUCAAGGC